UUUUCAAUAAGUCAAAAUUUAGAGAGCGUACGAUCUAUGAUUUACUAAAUGGGCAAUGAAAAAGCUUGCUUAUAUUUAAGCUAAAUAAUUUGUAUAGAAAUAAAUUUGUUGAUUGAUAAGUGAUGGAUGCAAAUACUACAAAGGAUCCUAUGCGUGUAGCAUUAAAAACACUUAUCCAGCAUUCAAAUGCAACUUUUACUGCUGACGAUGUACUACGGGAGUUUCGCACAACAAAAGAAAAACGGUCAAAUCGGAAAUUAUUGAAAAUUUUAGAGAUAAUUUCAAAAAACCAACCAAAAGCUGAAGAGCAUUUGCUGGAAGCUGCUAAAUUAUUGGAAAAAAAAGAUCCGUUCUAUUGUUUGUUGAAUUUUCUAAAUCACUAUUCUGAUACAAAUAUUAUGCAGGCAAUACGUAAAAAGGAUAUAUCUACUUCUACACCGUUGAUAAGUAAAAAAAUGUUUGAAACAGUUACUCCGGAUUGUGUAUCGGAGAUUAAGGAACGUGUAGUUCAAGCAGCUACUGGGUGCGUAACUAAAACAGUGCAGAAUAAUUCUAUAACUAAUGUAACUGGUGGACACUCUCCAACAACGCCAUUAUUUCCUUCAUGUAAUAAACAACAUGCAGAUGCGCCUUGGGAUUUCCGUACACUUGAUAAUCUACAGUUUCCUCAAAAUAAUAUAAAAGCAAUUCCUAUAAGCAGUCAAGAAACGCUGCUUUUGUACGAUCUUCUAUACUGUUUAACAGGUAUGCGUGGAUCCUAUAUAACCCCAAUAGAAUGUAUGACCGGUCGACAAGGAAUUAAAUUCAUUAUAUCUGAGCAAAUACACAAUUCAUUAAGAGAUAUCGCACAGGAAAUGCUACCCUUAGCUUCCUACUACACAUGUAUAGAGCAGUUCAUUCAAAGUGCAAGCUUUACGGAAUGUGGUCAGGUUUUACAAGCUUUUAGUGAAGCAUUGAACAGUUUAAUACACGAUUAUUAUUUGCUUUUGGCCCAACUGGAAGCGGAGUUGAAUGCUGGAAAUUUAACAGUACACAAAAUGUUGUUUUAUGUGCGACCCACCUUAAAUACAAUGGAAGUUUUGGCCGGUGUGGUAUCCGAUAUUCUAGAGAAUGAGUUACGUGGUGGUCAGGCGCUAACGCUUCUCUUUAACAAGAUCAGCACUUUAACUGGCGAUGAAGAGUCGCAAAAGUUUGUCAUUCAAUUAACACAUUUAGCGGCUGUACCAUACAUGGAAAUUCUGCAGCUGUGGGUACAAAAAGGCGUAAUUUGCGAUCCGCAGCAAGAGUUCUUGGUGGAAGACAAUGAGGUCAUACGUCGCGAAGAAUUGCCCGAACAUUAUUCCGCCGAUUACUGGGAGAAACGCUACACAAUACGCCGUGAACGCAUACCAUGUUUUCUAGAAAAAGUUUCAGAUAUUAUUUUACGUACGGGUAAAUACUUGAAUGUUAUCCGUCAGUGUGGCAAAAAAGUGACUCCUCCACAGUUGAUGAAUUUACAAUUUUCGCCCACAAAUCAAAAUCAUAUUGUUGUUAUACAAAACGCAUAUCGAUUCGCUUCGAAGAAUCUCUUAGAAGUGUUGCUUAAAGAAAACGAUCUAAUGGGGCACCUGAUGUCUGUAAAGCGCUAUCUACUGUUGCAUCAAGGCGAUUUCAUAACACAGUUCAUGGAUGCUUGCGAAGAUGAAUUGGCAAAGAAUGUAGAUAAGGUGUUGCCUAUGACAUUGGAGAACUUGCUUGGUCUUACAUUGCGUUUGUCUUCUGCUAAACAUGAUCCAUAUAAAGAUGACUUGCACUGUGAAUUGUUGACGUAUGACUUAGUGACCCAAAUGUCCAAAAUUAUGAAUAACGAAGAAGAAUACUGGCUGUCCCAUGAUCGACUGGACCUCAAUGGUUUGGAGUGUUUCGCUUUCAGAUACGAAGUGAAGUGGCCAGUCUCGUUGGUUUUGAAUCACAUAGCGAUUUCAAAGUACCAGAUGCUAUUCAGACAGUUAUUCUACUGCAAACACGUUGAGCGGCAGUUGUGCAAAAUAUGGAAGGAAAACUCAAUAGCCAAAAAGUUUUCGCCACAGGCAGCGGAGCUUUAUCGUUCCGCAUUUACUUUACGUCAGCGCAUGAUGAAUGCUGUUCAAAAUCUUGAGUAUUACAUGAUGGUAGAAGUUAUCGAGCCAAAUUGGCACAUUUUCAUACAAAAUAUGAAUAAGGUUGAAAACGUCGAUGAAGUGCUUUCAUUUCAUCAAGACUUUCUUGACUCCUGCUUGAAGAAUUGUAUGCUGACUGACACUACGUUGCUUAAUCGUUCCAUUUUCAAGCUCUGCAACAUUUGUUUGAAGUUCUGUGAAUUCAUACAGAAAUCCCAACGUUUCUUUCUUGAUGCUGAGCUUAAGUCUAUGGUCUGCGACAGCAAUGACGAGGAUAAUUCUGAUUCGGAUGUUGAUAUUUCGAGUCAGAAGCAGUCCGAGUCAUCGCUGGCACCGAACGAUACCUUUUCCGAACGCGUAAAGCGCUUUGACCUGGAAUUUACUGGCUUACUUAUUGGACUCUUGAAGCAAAUCAAUGAUGUGGCCUCGGAUAACCCAUCGGAUCGGUUUAUAAAUCUUGUGCAUCGCAUCAAUUUCAACUCGUUUUACAAUCAACAAAUGGAUAAGUUAUGUGCUAAGGAUUCGAUGCUGUAAUAAUUUAAAACUUGUCGUUGACGUCUUCUUGAACUAUACACUCUCACAAGAAAGUUCAUUCUGCUUACCGGUUGAAAAUAUAGUUUAUGUUUGUAAAUCUUUUAAUAAAACUUGGAAUUAAUCACCUUUUAA
Zeugodacus cucurbitae (melon fly) is the source of this 2804-nucleotide messenger RNA. RefSeq names its product gamma-tubulin complex component 2 homolog (gene Grip84). Gene Ontology annotation, cellular component: gamma-tubulin small complex; spindle pole; centrosome. Gene Ontology annotation, molecular function: microtubule minus-end binding; gamma-tubulin binding. The transcript has 12 exons. Lineage: Eukaryota; Metazoa; Arthropoda; Insecta; Diptera; Tephritidae. The record is from RefSeq and is a predicted model, not a curated record. Gene Ontology annotation, biological process: meiotic cell cycle; mitotic cell cycle; cytoplasmic microtubule organization. The coding region runs from base 123 to 2672 and encodes 849 amino acids.